Messenger RNA from Sesamum indicum (sesame), 677 nucleotides. Its product is annotated as Prefoldin chaperone subunit family protein. Gene Ontology annotation, cellular component: prefoldin complex. The record is from RefSeq and is a predicted model, not a curated record. Gene Ontology annotation, biological process: protein folding. NCBI's taxonomy places the organism in Eukaryota, Viridiplantae, Streptophyta, Magnoliopsida, Lamiales, Pedaliaceae.
GAAAAUUAUAAAAUAAAAUCGUAUCAUAAAUCCUAUAAAUUCGUAGUCGCUGACAAAACCCUUUCUUGGGCUCUUUGUUUCUUCGUGCCCAGUAAGCAAACAAGAAUGUCUGCGACGACCCCGUCAAAGUCGCCAUCCUCCUCAGAUCUUCUCAAGCAGGUGAGAAGUCAUGAGGUUGCUAUAGCUGAGCUCAAUAAUCUUUCUUCCACUCGGGCUGUCUACCAAAGAAAUGGGAAUCUAUUUUUCCGAACAACUGUUCAGAAAGCAACAGCACUUGAACAGAAACAAUUGGCUGCUGCCAAAGCUAAGCUGCAAAAGCUGACUUCAUCUUGAUCGCCACCACCAUUUCCAGGAUGACUCAGGUUCUGGUGCAAUGUUCAGAUGGAGAGGUGCUGUAUAAUAAACUUCCCUACAACCAAUUCAAGAUUGAUGUAUCUCCCAACAUUUGAACUGUUUUCAACACACCAUUCCAGCUAUCUGUGUCUAGUAUUAGCUGUAUUAUGAACAUCAGGGAUUUUUAACAGUGAUCAUAUGAAUGCCAAAAUGUUCAAGUACUCUGUUAGUGCCGUCACUUGAGUGAUUAUGUCUACCGUAUUUGUAAUAUGAUCUCAGGGGGUUUUCAGCUAUGGUGAACCGAGUACUUAAAUUAGUGCAAGAAUUUUAUUUGGAUCAUUACA